Dipodomys ordii (Ord's kangaroo rat) is the source of this 1762-nucleotide messenger RNA. RefSeq names its product sterile alpha motif domain containing 11 (gene Samd11). Gene Ontology annotation, molecular function: protein binding. Bases 17 to 1684 code for a protein of 555 amino acids. The record is from RefSeq and is a predicted model, not a curated record. Lineage: Eukaryota; Metazoa; Chordata; Mammalia; Rodentia; Heteromyidae. The transcript has 12 exons.
AAGUCUGAAGACGCUUAUGUCCAAGGGGAUCCUGCAGGUGCACCCCCCGAUCUGCGACUGUCCAGGCUGCCGAAUAUCUUCGCCAGUGGGGGAAAAGGGACCCAAACACCCAGGAAGACCCAAGAAAGGAUCGGGGGCAGGGCACAUAUUCACGAUGCUCUGCAGUGCUAAGCAUGUGGUCCAUGGUAAUCGGGGACGGCUGGCAGACAAGAGGACAGGUGCCUUGCCUGUAGCAAGUGCCCUGAAGCAGGAGCCGACCCUCAGCUUUUCGACCAGUGAUGGUGACAGCGAUGGAAGAAGUCCAACCGGCGGGCGGCAGCGAGGCUUGAAGCAGGAGGACGACUCACACAUUCCUAUCAUGAGGAGAAGAGUCCACACACACUGGGAUGUGAAUAUCUCCUUCCGAGAGACAUCCUGCAGUCAGGACAGCAAUCUUCCCACCCUCAUAUCCAGUGUACAUCGAAGCCGUCACCUCGUUAUGCCUGAGCAUCCCAGCCGCUGUGACUUCCAGAGAGGCAGUGUGGAGCUUGGCCUGGGACCCACAGGUGACCUGUUAGGCAAGAGGCUGGGUUGCUCACCCUUUAUCACCAGCGACUGUUCUUCAGAGAAGAAGGCCCGAAGUGAGUCCCCCCAAGAGACUCUGCUGCUCCCGGACCUGGGGCCCAGCAUGGCCCCCGAGGACCACUACCGCCGGCUUGUGUCAGCCCUGAGUGAGGCUAGUCCCUUUGAGGACCCUCAGCGCCUCUACCACUUGGGUCUCCCCAGUCAUGAUCUCCUGAGGGUCCGGCAGGAGGUGGCGGCCGCAGCUUUGAGGAGCCCCGGCACCCUGGAAGUCCACCUGCCCCCCUCCCUGGGCCAGCGCCGGAAGCAGGUCCUGCCUCAGCCCCGGGAGGGCGCGCCUGCGUCGGCUGCCCCGUCCUUCUCGGAGAGGUGGGCUCCGGCCUUGAGCAGGCCGCACUCGGCCUCGGCUCGGCCCAGGGCCGCCCUGGACACCACUGGGGAAGACUGGGCUCAAGACGGCUCUGAGGAGGAGCGCUCCAAGGACUCUGACGGAGAGGACCCGGAGAUGGCGAUGGCGGCGGCGGCAGGGGCCGGGCCCGCGCCUGGCCAAGGCCCCGGGGGGAGCACCAGCGCGGAGGGGAGGGGGCUUCUCCCCGCGCCCGCCCUGCCUCUGGGCUUCCCCUACUACACAGGUGCUGUGGGAGGGCUUUUCACAGAGGGGGAGGCUGCAGCCCCUGAGGACAUCAGCAAGUGGAGUGUGGAGGAUGUCUGCAGCUUCGUGGGGGGCCUACCUGGCUGUGGAGAAUACGCUCGGGUAUUCAGAGAACAAGGGAUUGAUGGAGAGACCUUGCCGCUGCUGACAGAAGAACACCUACUGACCACCAUGGGGCUGAAGCUGGGACCUGCCCUCAAAAUCCGGGCCCAAGUGGCCAAACGCCUGGGCAGAAUCUUCUACAUGGCUAGUGUUCCUGUAGCCCUGCCACUCCAGCCAAGCCUGCGGGGCCCUGAGCAGCUCAGCCCAGGACAGCAGCCCCUAUCCCCAGCAACACCUACUUCUCCCUAUGGGUCUCCCUAUGGGGGGGCCCACCCUCAUGCAGGCCGGGCCUCCCCUAAACAGGAGAAUGGUUCUGCAGCGGUGGCUCUGCUCCCAGGGGCCUCAGACCCCUCCCAGCCUCUGUGCUAAACUGGCAGGUGUCCCCACCUCUGCACACGCAUAACACCCACAAUUCCCAGGGCUUUUUUUCCAUUUUGGCUUUGGACA